GACCUUCGUUUAAUACAUUUGGUGAACUUUGUAGAACUUCCGUAAUUUGAUCCAUUAAGCAUGGCGUUUUGUCGCCGGAUCGAAGACUAUAUGUUUUAGUUCAAGUACGGAGGGCCAUCGAAAAUGACAUGCGCAUUUUGUUCGUAGUUUACCAGUGCGUGAUUGCGCCGCAAGGACUCUGUAUACUAAUUAUAAAAGCUACUUUAAAAUCGAUUUUACAUAUCUUAAAAGGACUAAUUACGUUUGCCAAUAAUUUAUUGUACAUAUUCGGUAUUCAUGAAGGCACGGACAUUUAAGAACGUUUGUCAUUUUAAACCGAAAUAGGAAUAUUUAACAUCGGAUUUACCAACUAUAGCCAGAUGCGGGGUUCACACUGAUAAGAGAAUGACAUCUUAACGCAUGAAUAUUGACGAAGUCAGGUCCUGGACUAAACUGCCUAUGUUAGCAGUACUGUCGGCGAUUUUCGUCGUCGCCGGGGUCGGUGGAGUCCCGCCGACGGAAAACGCCCUCUUGGUCCAAGUUUUGGAUGCAGUUCAGAGGACGUUGAACUUUUUUGCCGAGGAUUACAGUGCCAUAAACGUGGAUGGAUUAUUUGGAUUACGACUCGGGCAAGGCCAGAUGCGAGAGGCUGUGCGGGAGUGCCGGGUACGCACGUGUGACGCGCCCCUGUUGCGGCGGCUUACGGACAUGGAGGCGCUGCUUAAUAACGCAAGUGACUCCGCCUUGCCCUACCUUGAGGCUGAAGACCCUGCUUACUUCACAAGAUUCCACGCUACCAUCGAUCAGCCGUACGUGCUGCCAUAUCAAGGGGAACUGGUAGAAGCGGCUUUCGACACCGGGGUAGAAGAAGAUCUCAAAGAGAAAAGCAACACCGGGGCGAAGGUCGAUCACAAAGAAAUGGGUGACACCGGGGCAAUAGUCGGUACAAACGAAAACUACAACGAGGAAGCUGGAGACGCCUGCUAUGCCCGGAUGUUGGGCUCGUACCAGGAAAACGAAAAGACGUUGCCACGCUGCAAUAUAACGACCAAUUGCUGGAAGUAUAUGACACAGGACGACACGGCCGCUUACUUCAUCACGCACCAGCUCCUGUACUUCAUAAUGACCGAACACGUGGGGUGCAAAGGGCAAUUGGAAGCGUUCACGCAAGGACGGAAGAUCAGAGAAAUCCAACAUAAAUUCUGCAGAAAAAUCUACCAGGAAUCCAAACAACUGUCAUCCACAGGAAAAGUCAAGAACUACCGGAGAGACCUCUUCCUCGAGCAAACUGUGCUCUGUGGUCCCCUGGGUUUCGAGAAUUUCUAUCGCUCCGACUGGAUACGGAUGGUUCUCAGCUGGCCGGACAAGCGACUUGGGUGUUUCCGGCAACAUUCAGUUGAUGACGAUCUCAAAGCAUUAAUGGGCGAUCUUGCGGCUACAGUGCAAAGCGGACACCAAAGACGCAACACACACCCGAGCUCUUAUGAAACAACCAAAGAUGUUACCAUGCGAAGACUUCUAAGGGAAAAGCAGAUGAAAGACGGCUGUCUGUCGCACACCUCGGGACUGGGCUUCGGUGUGUUAUGCUCAUAUCUGCGAUUUCUAGUCAGACACUUGUACACUAGUUCACAUAUGUAGCAAUGCAAGUAAAGUCGUUAAAACAGUGUUUGUGUGUAUUUUGUGGCAAAAUUAAAGUGAUUUUUAAUCAACACAGCGACUUCUAUGAUCAUGACGGAUACCUACAUGUACGCAUUCUAUUAUUAAAUAUACCGGCAUUAGUAUUACAUCUUACAAGAUGAUUUGUGAAAAUCGAACAUGAAAGAAACAACGACAGCAAUUACAUGUUAUUUUAAUGAACAUCUCAACUUUGCCAUAUAGUGACAUAAAAGCCCGUGAUAAAGUUAA
Molecule: messenger RNA, 1884 nt
Organism: Dreissena polymorpha
Lineage: Eukaryota; Metazoa; Mollusca; Bivalvia; Myida; Dreissenidae
Product: UPF0764 protein C16orf89 homolog
Exons: 8
Coding region: 400-1617 (405 amino acids)
Cellular component (GO): cytosol; membrane
Source: RefSeq, a predicted model, not a curated record